Molecule: messenger RNA, 1344 nt
Organism: Melitaea cinxia (Glanville fritillary)
Lineage: Eukaryota; Metazoa; Arthropoda; Insecta; Lepidoptera; Nymphalidae
Exons: 1
Coding region: 1-1344 (447 amino acids)
Source: RefSeq, a predicted model, not a curated record
AUGAAUUUGAUUCGAACACAUGAGGAGAAUGUCAUUCUGAAGUGCCAUCGGCUAUUCCAGCAAUUCGCUGUUGACAUGUAUGUCAAAGUCGAGACCGAACGUUUAGCGUUCAUCCGAUUCAAUCAGGCAAAGCUACGAUCUGAGUACUAUAUACACUUGCGUGAUGCUAUUCAUUCAGAUGGUGAUGUUCAGAAUAUUGGACGUCUGACGAUUCUCCCAUCAUCUUAUAUCGGAAGCCCACGCCACAUGCACGAAUACGCUCAAGACGCUAUGACGUACGUGCGAAAUUAUGGAACUCCGGAUUUAUUUAUUACGUUCACAUGCAAUCCGAAGUGGACGGAAAUUGAACGUGAGUCGGAACCGGGCCAAAAACCGCAAGAUCCCCAUGACAUAAUCGCCAGAGUAUUUCAGCAAAAACUCAAGGCUAUGAUGGAUGUGCUUACUAAGUAUCGAGUUUUUGGUGACACACGUUGUUAUAUGUACUCGGUGAAAUGGCAGAAGCGUGGACUACCGCAUGCUCAUAUCCUAAUUUGGUUGCUAAACAAAUUACAUUCAAAUGAAGUGGAUGACAUCAUAUCAGCUGAAAUUCCUGAUUCAGUCACUGAUCCCCAUCUACACGACAUUGUGACGACACAGAUGGUGCAUGGACCGUGCGGUGCAUUAAAUCCAUUAUCGCCUUGCAUGGCUGAUGGAAAGUGCACAAAACGAUAUCCGCGACCGUUAGUUGCUGAAACAGUCACAGGGAACGAUGGAUAUCCAGUUUAUCGUCGGCGUUCAAAAGAAGAUAAUGGUCGAACUAUCAAAGCUAAAGUUCAAAAUCAAGAGAUUGAAAUCGGAAAUGAAUUCAUUGUACCAUAUUGCCCGCUGCUAUCACGAAUUUUCGAAACACAUGCAAACGUUGAGAGUUGUCAUUCGCCCAAAUCAAUCAAAUAUUUGUGCACGUACGUCACAAAAGCCAGCGACAUGGCUGUGUUUGGUAUUGUGUCGGAAAAUGCGAUUGACGAAAUCAGCAACUUCCAAAUGGGCAGAUACGUCAGUACUAAUGAAACACUGUGGCGAUUAUUAACAUUUCAAAUUCAUGAAAGAUAUCCCACAGUUGUACAUUUAGCAGUGCAUUUGGAAAAUGGCCAGAGAGUUUACUUCACUGAGGCUAAUGCAGCACAACGAGCUGAGAGACCACCAUCGACAAUAUUGACUAGCUUCUUUGCAAUGUGUGAAGCAGAUCCAUUCGCAGCGACGCUGAUGUACGUUGAAAUGCCCAAGUAUUACACUUGGAAUCAAUCGACAAAGAAAUUCCAACGUCGCAAACAAAGAACCCCAGUUUCAGAUUGGCACUUCCACUGA